Messenger RNA from Aricia agestis (brown argus), 2895 nucleotides. RefSeq lists its product as uncharacterized. Gene Ontology annotation, molecular function: nucleic acid binding. The transcript has 2 exons. NCBI's taxonomy places the organism in Eukaryota, Metazoa, Arthropoda, Insecta, Lepidoptera, Lycaenidae. The coding region runs from base 1 to 2895 and encodes 964 amino acids. Gene Ontology annotation, biological process: DNA integration. The record is from RefSeq and is a predicted model, not a curated record.
AUGGAGAACGCGCGUGUGUUGCGCUCGGGCAAGUCCACGCCCUCGCGGGAAGAGACGCCAUCGUCAGGGCAGACCACGACCCACGAGACCAACACAUGGAGCAGAGGCACCGGCGUUGAAGACACGACGGAGAGCAGCACGCGUACCGACGCUAGGGCCAAACUAAAUUCAGUACCCGCACAAAUCGACAACGUAGUCGAAAAUGUAGGAAGUGCGCCGGGCACUAUAGUUAACGUCCCCGGGGACAGAGCAAGCAGCAAAUUAUCCGCGUUGCAGGCCGAAUUAGAGUAUCACAACUCCGAACUAGCACGGGCUAGGGCGGCGUCCGCAGCUGCCAUGAGUCGGCUGGAAAUAGCUAGGAUAGAGCUAGGAGAAUCCACCGACGCGGACCAGCCACCCAGAUCGAAUAAAACCCGAGUUGAAGGCUGGAUCUCGGAGCAAUGUGUUAGGCCGUCAACAAGCGCUCAAAACCCGGGACGAGACCCGCGUCCGACCGAAAACAUCGAACCGCGCGCCGGUAACACGUCGCUUAGCGACAUGACAUUGCUAGCCAACGCGAUAGUUCAAGCGGUCAAUUCGAGUAGGUCGGAAGCGACGCCUAAAUUCAUUCAUGAGUUGCCCCACUUCGACGGAACAAUUACGGAGUGGAUGGCGUUUAAAUCCGUUUUUAAUGACACCGCGGAUAUGUUCUCGGACAUUCAAAAUGUAGCUAGGUUAAGAAAAGCAUUAAGAGGCGCGGCCCGCGAAACAGUUAGAGCUUUGCUAUACACAGUAUCGGACCCGUACGAAAUAAUAGAUACGCUAGAACGGCGAUACGGCAGGCCAGAACUACUUAUUCUCUCCGAAAUCGAAAACAUAAAACGUUUACCCCGUAUGACGGAAGACGGGCGCAAUGUUAGUAGUUUCGCGAGUAAAAUAUCAAACACGGUAGCGGCCAUAAAAUCACUUAACCAGCCACAAUAUUUGUAUUCUCCCGAGUUAGUGGGUCGAAUAGUCGACAAGUUAAAUAUUAUUUUAAAAUAUAAGUGGUACGAGUUCAAAUCUGAACGACCCGGAGCACCGGAGCUCGAAUUAAUGGCUAGAUUUUUAAAUAUUAUGGCGGAUCAGUGCGGCGCGAUGUUCGCGUACGAAACAGCUAGGGAGGAAAGGAGAGGCAAGAUGAAACCUCGCGCGUCGUUUGUCGCGCACCGGCUAGCCGAGAUCGAAAGUACAACGACCCCGGCCGACUGGCGAUGGGUGCCGAGCGCCGACAACGUCGCGGACGACGCUACCAAGGGCAUUCCGGUGAAUUUUAGUUCGACACACAGAUGGUUUACAGGACCUAGCUUUAUUUUAGACGACCCCGCGACAUGGCCGUGCGAAAAGCGGACCGCGGUUCCCUUACCCCCUUCAGGGGAGGAGAGAAUAAUUAAGCAGGUUCACGUCUGUGUAGACCAUGUAAAUAACGAUUACUUGCCUAAAGUUGAAAGGUUUUCGAAGUAUAAGCGCCUGGUACGCGCUGCUGCCACCGUCUUGCUCUCGGCUGAGGCAUUUAAAGCCAAAUUGCUCAAGAGAAAAGUAAAUACGGAAAUCUCUCCUGAUCACAUCAGACUAGCAGAAUUGCUGCUUAUCAAGAGGAGUCAGAACAUCUCGUUCGCGGACGAUAUAAAGACGAUAGAGGCUGGGCAACGACCUCCGAAGAGGUCCCCCUUUCACAAACUUGCUGUGAAACUCGACCGCAGCGGGAUAUUAUACCUCGAUAGCAGAGUUAAGGAAGAAUAUAAUCUGCCUGUCCUACAUGCGAAGGAAGAAUUUACCCGACUGUUAGUGCAUCACACGCACGCAGUAUUUAACCACGGCAAUCACCAAACCGUGAUGAACGAGCUCCGACAGCGCUACCACAUAAUUGGACUACGCAGCAUCCUUCGCUAUAUAUGCAACAAGUGUCAAUGGUGUAGAACCUACAGGGGAACUCCCUCUAAAAUUCCUCUGGGUGACUUACCUCCUGAAAGACUGGCCCACAAUCAGCCGCCGUUCACAGCCUUGGCGGUUGACUAUUUUGGCCCAAUGCAAGUCACGAUCGGGCGAAGACACGAGAAGCGGUGGGGCGCAAUUUACACGUGCCUCACCACUCGGGCCGUGCAUCUGGAGCUGGUGCCUUCCCUAUCUGCAUCCUCCAUGAUCAUGAGCUUGCGCCGAAUGAUGUCCCGCCGUGGCACUCCAACGGUCAUAUAUAGCGACAACGGAACCAACUUCGUGGGCGCCGAGAAAGAAGUGACGGAAGCUCUUCAACAAAAUGACGACGCGAUGAAGGUCUUCGCCUCCGGAAAACAGAUAAUUUGGAAAAGAAUACCCCCUGGGGCCCCGAACAUGGGCGGCGCCUGGGAGAGAUUAGUGAGAUCUGUGAAGGCGGCAUUACGAGUCACCUUAACAGAAAAGACGCCCCCAGAUGAAGUGUUGCAUACGCUGUUGCUGGAAGCAGAACAUGUCAUAAAUACGAGACCGUUAACACCAGUAAAUCCUGAUCUAAACGAGGAAUCACUGACCCCAAAUCACUUCCUAAUUGGGAGGUCAAGCGGGAUGAUACCUUUCGGCUCGUAUAAAGACUACACAGCAGACAGUCGCUCGUGGAAAGCUGCGCAAAAGUUGGCCGAAGCAUUCUGGGCUCGAUGGGUAGCAGAGUACAAACCCCAAUUGAUGCCUCGGCUCGGCAACCCGCAGCACAGCAACCUCAACCCCGGAGACAUCGUUAUAAUAUGUGAUAGAACGAUGCCCCGUGGAAUAUGGCCUAGAGGUGAAAUAAUAAAGACUUUCCCAGGUCCAGACGGGCGGGUUAGAGUAGCAGAAGUCCGUACAGCCGCCGGACUAAUUCGUCGCCCAGCCUCUCGUCUGAUUCUCGUAAGCAGCCAGGAAUAA